Molecule: messenger RNA, 783 nt
Organism: Ochotona curzoniae (black-lipped pika)
Lineage: Eukaryota; Metazoa; Chordata; Mammalia; Lagomorpha; Ochotonidae
Gene: CGREF1
Product: cell growth regulator with EF-hand domain 1
Exons: 5
Coding region: 1-783 (260 amino acids)
Molecular function (GO): calcium ion binding
Source: RefSeq, a predicted model, not a curated record
AUGGCCCCACUGCCAAUGGGGGUGUUCCUAUGGCUGUUGCUGCUGCUGCCACUGGGUCACGCUGCUCCCAAGGAUGGAGCCACCAGGCCAGACCCAGAAGUACAGCCCUUGCCCAACCCCUUCCAGCCCGGCCAGGAGCAGCUACGACUGCUGAGGAGCUACCUGAAGGGCCUGGAGAGGAUGGAGGAGGAGCCGGGGCACAUGAGCCGGGAGCAGGUUCUCCUCUACCUCUUUGCCCUUCACGACUAUGACCAGAGUGGCCAGCUGGAUGGCCUGGAGCUCUUGUCCAUGCUGACAGCGGCUCUUGCCCCUCAGGCUGCUGACUCACCCAACACCAACCCGGUGAUCCUCGUUGUGGACAAGGUGCUUGAGACCCAGGACCUGGAUGGAGAUGGGCUCAUGACCCCCGCAGAGCUUAUCAACUUCCCACGGGAGGCCCCCAGCCACACGGAGCCCAGAGAGCCCCUGGCUCCAUCUCCCCAGGAACCACUGCUGGCUAAGGGCCCCUCGAGACAAGAAACACAGGGAGCUGGGGGUCCCCAAGAAGUAGCCGCAGGCCAAGCAGAAGGCGAAAGGGAGCCAUUGGAGCCAGUGCCAGAGGCCAAGGUUGUGGCAAGGGCUGAAGGAGAGGCCCCGAGUCCUCCCUCAGGGGAAGCCAGAGGCCAGGUAGAAGCCAGGAACGAUGGAGAUGCCAGAGAGACCCCCAGGGAGACCCUGGCAGCUAAGGGCACCCCAAAUGUGCUUGAGGCACACAGCAUUCAAUUGGAGAAUGAUGAGAUGUAA